Molecule: messenger RNA, 363 nt
Organism: Gongylonema pulchrum
Lineage: Eukaryota; Metazoa; Nematoda; Chromadorea; Rhabditida; Gongylonematidae
Source: the annotation of a GenBank genome assembly
AUGGUCGAAAAACAGCACGGUAACUCAGUGAGCCGAAAAGAUCUGGGCAAAUUCACACUCGGCUUAGCUCGAUGCAUUGUUGUUUUUGAUGGACAGGUGCCUGAUGUUGAACUAGCGGAUUUUUGCGGCCGUCAGCAAGGAGCUCGAGGAAAUGCAGUUGGUGCGGAAGGUGAGGGACAUGCAUGCUCGUACACAGCUGCAUUCCCAUCACAAAUGACCCACCUGCCAAAACAAACAACAGAGUGGACGGUCGGUCGGCCGCCUCCCAUGGGUAAAUUAACGCACCGUUACAUCAGCGGCACCGAUCCACAACACAUUACGUGCCUCAUUAUUGGCGGCUUAUUCUUGCUUUGCGCAGCCUAA